This is a messenger RNA of Pipistrellus kuhlii (Kuhl's pipistrelle), 2462 nucleotides long. RefSeq names its product poly(A) polymerase alpha (gene PAPOLA). Lineage: Eukaryota; Metazoa; Chordata; Mammalia; Chiroptera; Vespertilionidae. Gene Ontology annotation, cellular component: nucleus. The record is from RefSeq and is a predicted model, not a curated record. Bases 689 to 2179 code for a protein of 496 amino acids. Gene Ontology annotation, molecular function: RNA binding; poly(A) RNA polymerase activity. The transcript is spliced from 20 exons.
UCCAGUUACAACACAGGGAUCACAGCAAACACAGCCGCCACAGAAGCACUAUGGCAUUACCUCUCCUAUCAGCUUAGCAGCCCCCAAGGAGACCGACUGCCUGCUUACACAGAAACUAAUUGAGACUCUGAAGCCCUAUGGGGUUUUUGAAGAAGAAGAGGAACUGCAGCGCAGGAUUUUAAUUUUGGGAAAAUUAAAUAACCUGGUAAAAGAGUGGAUACGAGAAAUCAGUGAAAGCAAGAAUCUUCCACAAUCUGUAAUUGAAAAUGUUGGAGGAAAAAUUUUUACAUUUGGAUCUUACAGAUUAGGAGUACACACAAAAGGUGCCGAUAUUGAUGCGUUGUGUGUUGCACCAAGGCAUGUUGAUCGAAGUGACUUUUUCACCUCAUUCUAUGAUAAAUUGAAAUUACAGGAAGAAGUAAAAGAUUUACGAAUUGAUAUUUUAUUUGCAAGAUUAGCACUGCAGACUAUUCCAGAAGACUUGGAUUUACGAGAUGACAGUCUGCUUAAAAAUCUAGAUAUAAGAUGCAUAAGAAGUCUUAACGGUUGCAGGGUAACCGAUGAAAUUUUACACCUAGUACCAAACAUUGACAACUUCAGGUUAACUCUGAGAGCUAUCAAACUGUGGGCCAAACGCCACAACAUCUAUUCCAAUAUAUUAGGUUUCCUCGGUGGUGUUUCCUGGGCUAUGCUAGUAGCAAGAACUUGCCAGCUUUACCCAAAUGCAAUAGCAUCAACUCUUGUACAUAAAUUUUUCUUGGUAUUUUCUAAAUGGGAAUGGCCAAAUCCAGUGCUAUUGAAACAGCCUGAAGAAUGCAAUCUUAAUUUGCCUGUAUGGGACCCAAGGGUAAACCCCAGUGAUAGGUACCAUCUUAUGCCUAUAAUUACACCAGCAUACCCACAACAGAACUCCACGUACAAUGUGUCCGUUUCAACACGGAUGGUCAUGGUUGAGGAGUUUAAACAAGGUCUUGCUAUCACAGAUGAAAUUUUGCUGAGUAAGGGAGAGUGGUCCAAACUUUUUGAAGCUCCAAACUUCUUUCAAAAGUACAAGCAUUAUAUUGUACUUCUAGCAAGUGCACCAACAGAAAAACAACGCCUAGAAUGGGUGGGGUUGGUGGAAUCGAAAAUCCGAAUCUUGGUUGGAAGUUUGGAGAAGAAUGAAUUUAUUACACUGGCUCAUGUGAAUCCCCAGUCAUUUCCAGCACCCAAAGAGAAUCCUGACAAGGAAGAAUUUCGCACAAUGUGGGUGAUUGGAUUAGUGUUUAAAAAAACUGAAAACUCUGAAAAUCUCAGUGUUGAUCUCACCUAUGAUAUUCAGUCCUUCACAGAUACAGUUUAUAGGCAAGCAAUAAACAGCAAGAUGUUUGAGGUGGACAUGAAAAUUGCUGCAAUGCAUGUAAAAAGAAAGCAACUCCAUGAACUACUACCUAAUCAUGUGCUUCAGAAAAAGAAAAAGCAUUCAACAGAAGGUGUCAGGUUGACACCUCUGAAUGAGAACAGCCUCGACUUGUCUAUGGACAGUGAUAACAGCAUGUCUGUGCCUUCACCUACCAGUGCUAUGAAGACCAGUCCGUUGAACAGUUCUGGCAGCUCUCAGGGCAGAAACAGUCCUGCUCCAGCUGUGACAGCAGCAUCUGUGACCAACGUCCAGGCCGGCGACGUUCCUGCUCCACAAGCGGAUUCCAGUGAAAGCUCAGGGGGCAAGGGAAUUGGUUUGACAGGUACAUCGAGCGAAAGCAUUCCUCAAACUGCCACACAGCCAGCCAUUUCAUCACCACCAAAGCCUGCGGUCUCCAGAGUGGUUUCUGCAACACGCCUGGUCAACCCACCACCACGACCUUCAGGAAAUGCAGCAACAAAAAUACCUAAUUCCACUGGAGGCAUCAAGAGGAGAUCCUCACCUCACAGAGAAGAAAGUCCCAAGAAAACCAAAACGGAAGAGGAUGAAACAAGUGAAGAUGCUAACUGUCCUGCUUUGAGUGCACAUGAUAAAACAGAAACAAAGGAACAAGCUGAUACAGAGACAAGUACAACUCAAUCAGAAACUGUUCAGACGGCGGCUUCUCUGUUGGCUUCUCAGAAAACAUCCAGUACAGACCUUUCUGAUAUCCCUGCUCUCCCUGCAAAUCCUAUUCCUGUUAUCAAGAAUUCAAUAAAACUGAGAUUGAAUCGGUAAAAACAACCUCAGGGGUCCAUAAACAAUAUCUGCCAACUCAACCUGUUGUCUUCAAAUGCUAAGAAAGGAGACUGGAGGGUACAAGACUAGACAUGGCUGAACAUGGAUAUAGGUUUGUGUGACCUCCCUUACUGGGCUAAUCAGCACUUGAUCGGAAGUCCAGGUUAGUAUGUGAAGCCAGGAGUACUAUUAUUACUGUGUUAGCAACAGUUGCAUUAAUAUUUUAAAAAAUUACUGCCUUUAAAAAAAAAAAGCAAAAAAAAAAAAAAAAAAAAAAGUACAA